Prorocentrum cordatum is the source of this 1041-nucleotide messenger RNA. The record is from the annotation of a GenBank genome assembly. NCBI's taxonomy places the organism in Eukaryota, Dinophyceae, Prorocentrales, Prorocentraceae.
AUGCCUCGGUGGCAGAGAGGCGCGUGGUGCAGGAGGAGCGUGGAGGCGACGGUGUGCGGGAGAGCGUGGAGCCGGUGGAGGAGGACUUCAGGGGAUUGGUGGUACCUGCCCACCUUCUUCGACAUCGUUUCCAUCCUCGGGGGCGUCUUCGUCAACAACGCGGUGUGGACGCUACUGGACACGAACCUGAUACUGGCGUGGGAGUACUGCUCGUACGACGGCAGCGUCGGUGAGGACGGGUGGCCGACUUGCGCCGCGCGAAACCGCGCUUUCCUCGUUGUGGGCCUCCUGAUACUGCUCCGGCAGAGGGGCGAGAUGGACGAGGCAAACGUCAAGAGCUCGCCCAUCAUGACCUUGGCGGUGCAGAGCGUUCGCACGGACAGGCGCUUGGAGGAGCAGGAGGGAGUGCUCAGCGCGCACGACCAGUUCCUGUCAGUACGCGGGGGGCUCGAGCUGGACACCGACGCACUCGCGCAGCUAGCCCUCACGUGUGACGCCGAGGCCGCGCUCGCGGAGGCCGUGGCCGACGCGGCUGGCGUCGCGCCGGGCCGCGUCGAGGUCGCCGUGCUCGCCCCCGCGGCGGGCUCGGGCGGCGCCACGGCCCUCGAGGCCCGCUUCCGCGUGGCCCCGCCGCCUGAAGCGCUCGUGCGCGAGCUGCGGCGUCUGGGCAGCGGCGCCCAGCAUGAGCUGGACCAGGAGCGCGGCGCCAUGAAGGCGCAGCAGGAGCGCGUGAAGCAUGCGCUUCGCGAGGCCUUCUCGCGGGGCGGCGCGGCGGAGGACCGGGCCGGCGAGGCCGAGGCCCCGCCCGGGGGCGCCCCACCAUCGGCGGCGAUCCUGGGCAUCGCCCUGGACGAGCUGCCCUGGGCCCACGGGGAGGAGGGCCACCGAAAGGGCAGGGGCAAGGGCUUCGGCGGGGGCGAGCUCGGCGGCGGGGGCCACGGCUGGAGCAAGGGCGGCGGCGGCGGCAGGGGCCGGGGCGGUGCAGGACCCGGCGCGCGCGAGGCGUGGGCGGGGCUGCGGAGACCUCUCCUGCCGUCUUGA